AUGUCAGAUAUGCAAAAUACAACAGAAGAAGAGGCGUUAUGUGAGACAAAGUUACAUAUAAAAUUGACAGAUAAAGGAAUAUUCAUCUACGGUGGAUGGAGUAGUGAUAGAUUACUCAAUUUACUAAAGGACAAAUUCUUGCGACGUAACAAUAUUAAAUUGUAUGAUGCACAAUACGAUGUGUCAAGCGAUGAAUCAUUACAUUUUAUUAUCCAUAGUGGAAUGUAUAAUGAAUGUAUUUUACUAAAACUAGAAGAAAAAGGCAUGUCACCACAAAGUAUUGUGAAAGCAAUGAAGUAUGGUCUCCUCAGACUCACUUCUGAGGAACUGAAAUAUUUCCAAGACUUUGGAGUAGAAAUAAACGCAGAUACAUGGAUGAAAAAACUUGACGAUAAAUUUAUUUGGAAUCUGGCUGCCAUUGGAUUAACUGAAGAUCAAUGUUGGAUUAUUGUUACAUGUGGACUGAUGUCUCAAGAUAAAAAUAUAUUGUAUCGGCUUUUAUCGAGUGGCAUUGAUGUUCCAGGAAUUUUAAACUGGCAGGGAAAAGUUAAGCCAGUUUCACCAACAAUAAUCCGUUUUCUGAAAAAGCUUGGGAUCGAUGAAGACACUUGUAAUUAUAUAAAAGAGAAUGGUAUUGAUGAUGAGGCUGAAGAUAUUCUAAUUGAUCUUGGAUACAAUGAAUAUAAGAAAAAGGAAGCUUUGGAAGUAACCGAGGAAAUAUUAUGUCACUGCGAUUUAACGAUAUUAGAAUCAUACUCUACUUUCCUAGAAGAAAAAUUCCCUGACACAAUAUCUGAUAACUCAUUGAAGUCAUCUUGUUCUUGUAGUUUAGAUGAAAUAAUAUUUUCAAAUAUUUUUGUCACAAGCAUGCAGUGCAAUUCUGCUUUGUGUCCUUGUUAUUUGAAUUUAUUGCCGAAAGAACGAGCUAGUAAAGCUCUGACAAGAAAUGAUUAUUUGAAACAAAAUGUGUUGGUGCCACUAUCAUGGGCGAUAAGCAGAGCUUUGAGAUAUUGUCCAUCAGAUCCUAUACAUUACAUAGCCCAUCAACUGCUACGUUGGAAGUAUGGAAAUGUCUCACAAGAGGAAGUACGUGAUGUUCAAAAAUUUAUCGCUUCUAAGACGCUACUGAUAGAUCAAAAGCUUAUGCAAGAACGUAAACGUGAAGGAGAAAACUUUAUUAGAUGCUCAAAUAAAACUGUAGUGAAAGAUAUUGCUUGUGUCGUAUGUUCAGACCAACAGAAAUUGUAUCGCAUUAAAGAACGUUAUUGGAAAUGUACAAAAAUGCCAAUGUGUGAUCGGCUUUUACAGCAAACAAAAAUUAAGUAUGCAAAAAAAGUGAUACACUGA
Molecule: messenger RNA, 1347 nt
Organism: Cyphomyrmex costatus
Lineage: Eukaryota; Metazoa; Arthropoda; Insecta; Hymenoptera; Formicidae
Exons: 5
Coding region: 1-1347 (448 amino acids)
Source: RefSeq, a predicted model, not a curated record